UUUGCCUCCUGAGCGAGACGCGUUGUGUGAUUGGGCUCUAGGCGCCGCUUUCGGAGCCAAUCAGAGGUGCAUCGGGCGGCGGAGAGGACGAUUUGUGUUCUGGGCUCAUAACUACACUCAUAAAACCAGCAGUCAAACCACAAAUAUGGAGCAAUAUACUACCACCACAACAACUAGUGGAGAGCAGAUAGUAGUGCAGACCAGCAGCGGACAGCUUCAACAACAGGGCACAGUGACUGCGGUCCAGUUGCAGACUGAGCCUCAGGUAGGCCAGACUGCAGCCCAGCAGGUCCUACAGGUAGUCCAAGGUCAGCAGCUGAUGGUACAAGUCAGUGGGGGUCAGCUCAUUACCUCCUCUGGGCAGCCCAUAAUGGUACAGGCCAUGACAGGAGGGCAGGGUCAAACCUUCAUGCAGGUACCUGUAACUGGGACACAAGGGCUGCAGCAGAUUCAGUUGUUACAGCCAGGACAGAUCCAGCUACCAGGUGGACAGACUAUACAACUACAGAGUCAGCAAGGACAGACCCAACAGAUCAUCAUCCAACAGCCACAGACUGCAGUCACGGCAGGACAGAACCAGGGUCAUCAGCAGAUCACUUUACAGGGACAGCAAUUGGCUCAAACAGCAGAAGGACAGACUAUCGUUUACCAGCCAGUAAAUGCUGAUGGAACCAUCCUGCAGCAGGGAAUGAUCACGAUUCCAGCUUCCUCUUUAGCAGGAGCCCAGUUAGUCUCAGCUGGAUCCAACACAAACACAACUAACACUGGUCAGGGCACAGUGACAGUCACUCUCCCCAUGGCAGGAAACAUGGUCAAUGCUGGAGGAAUGGUCAUGAUGGUCCCAGGUAGUGGAGCGUCAGGUCCUGCCAUGCAGCGUAUCCCUCUUCCUGGUGCAGAGAUGCUGGAGGAGGAGCCUUUGUACGUCAAUGCUAAACAAUAUCACAGAAUCCUCAAGAGGAGACAAGCCCGUGCGAAACUAGAGGCAGAGGGCAAGAUACCCAAAGAGAGAAGAAAAUACCUUCAUGAGUCCCGUCAUCGUCACGCCAUGGCCAGGAAACGUGGGGAUGGUGGGCGCUUCUUCUCUCCAAAGGAAAAGGAGGAAAUGGCUAUGCAGGCCUUUAAGGUGAGCGAGGGACUCGAGCUCAGCUCUCAUUGGCCAGCCACCUCUGCCCCGCCCCUGGGGUAACCUAGUGACAGGUUUUUCAUCCAAUUCCAGCCUGUAACUCCGAGAGACUGAAAUCACUUAAUUUAAUUUACACCCAUCCAUACACUGGCUCUGUGUCCAAGCUACCUCAUGUGUCUGUUCCAUACUCAUGGUUGAACUGUGUCUGUAUGUGAUUUUAUUGACCUUUCCAACAAAUUACACUGAAAAUACAUACAUAUUUUAGUAUAUAUGUUCUCAUCUGUGAUAUACACAAAUACAUUAUAAAAGUCAGUCCCCAUGUUUGUAACUGCAAUGCUGCCUUUUUAAUUAUUAUUACUAAGGUAUAGUUUGAUGUUUUGGUUAUUUUACUACUUGCACAGAGCCCAUAAUUAUCUUUGUAUGCAACUUAAAGGUAUAGUCCAUUUAUUCAAAAUGAAAUUUCUGUCAUCAUUUACUCACCCUUAUGUUGUUCCAAACCCUGCUGACUUAAAAGUUAGGCAUUCACUGUCAUUCAACGAAAGUGAAUGGUAACUGAGGCUGUCAUUCUGCUUAACAUCUCCCUUUGUAUUGUAUGGAAGAAAGUCAUAAAAGUUUGGAGCAGCAUGAGUGUGAGUAAAUGAUGAAAGAAUUUUGUUUUUGGAUGAACUUGCCCAUAAAAGAUAAAACUCAUGUUGUACCACUGCUAAAUAUCUAGAAAUUUAAAGAAAUGCCCCCCACCCCCUCAAAAACAAAUCUGAUGUAAAUAUUGGUGAUUAACAUUGUGAGGGUAAAAUUUGUUCAAGAUUUAUUUUCUAAAAUGUGUGAUUGCUACUUUGGCUUUUUUGUUCUGUCUGUGUUUCUUCUGUUUGUCCUACCAUGCUGUAUAUUUCUAGCCAAACUGCUUUUGUUACUCACUGGAUGCUGAGAUGUAUUAAGCUUUGUGUUUGUUUGUCCUCUUUAGUCUUACUCAAGUGAAUUUCCAGUCAAAAUAUAUAUAGGCUUCUGAGAUUUGUUUUCAUUUGUGAUUUAUGGCUUUGCUUUAACCCUUCAAUGCUCUUCUGUCGUUGCCCAGAGCUGUUACUUUGUUACUGCUUCUACCAUUUUUUGUUUCUUCUAUAGCAGGCUGUAUGUGGGCUCUUGUUUACUUUUACAUUGCAUUUAUUUUUAUUUCUUGGUGAGAUAUGCCCUUUUUAUGCAAAUAAACCAUUGUUCUC
Xyrauchen texanus (razorback sucker) is the source of this 2337-nucleotide messenger RNA. It is a transcript of the gene nfya, whose product is annotated as nuclear transcription factor Y, alpha. The coding region runs from base 146 to 1186 and encodes 346 amino acids. Gene Ontology annotation, cellular component: CCAAT-binding factor complex. Gene Ontology annotation, biological process: regulation of transcription by RNA polymerase II. The record is from RefSeq and is a predicted model, not a curated record. Gene Ontology annotation, molecular function: RNA polymerase II cis-regulatory region sequence-specific DNA binding; DNA-binding transcription factor activity, RNA polymerase II-specific. The transcript is spliced from 9 exons. Lineage: Eukaryota; Metazoa; Chordata; Actinopteri; Cypriniformes; Catostomidae.